Mycena citricolor is the source of this 2673-nucleotide messenger RNA. NCBI's taxonomy places the organism in Eukaryota, Fungi, Basidiomycota, Agaricomycetes, Agaricales, Mycenaceae. The record is from the annotation of a GenBank genome assembly.
AUGCCCUCCGACGGCGAAUCGUCGAAUGAUCUUGACAACACCGCGCGUCCGACUCCCAGCCGCAGCUGCGAUCUCUGCAGGAAGAGGAAAGGUGUGAGCUCAUUCCAAGACGUCGCGGAGACCCACUUAUUCAAGUGCGCAGUGCGAUGUGAUGGACCCAACAAGGAAGGUGGUCAUUGCACGCUUUGCACCAACCUCAAGCUCACAUGCACCUAUCUCGAUCCCGUGAAGAAACGCGGCCCCAACAUGGAAGAAUUGCGGCAGGAAAUCCGCACGCUAAAAGCCAAACUGCGCUCGCUCUCCCUCUGUCCAGUGUGCUCUCGCUUGAUAAACGACUGGGAUAUCGGCCCGCCGCCGCCGGCAACACCCGUGCCAAAGCGCAGACGAAGCCGAGAAUCCCCUCUAGGAGAGGAGACUGAGAGCCGGGUCGAGGAUCCGCUCGGGUGCAUUAGUGAAGAACCCUCCGUGGACGGGCAGCGCGUCGAGAAGAUGUACUUUGGGCCUGUCAGUUCGAUGGCGCUGGCCCAUCUGGCUGUUGUGAAGAAGGGAAAACAUCAUGGGCGUCCCCAGUUCCAGACGCGAUCAUUCUGGGACGUUCAACCGUGGGAACGUCAUUCAUACACACAGUUUCCGGCAUACAAAUUCCCCGACCCGGAUCUCAUCUUCAAGCUCGUCUCUCUCUACUUCGCUCGUAUUCAGCCCACAUUUCAACUCUUGCAUCAACCGUCUUUCGAAGAACUGCUCGCUGAAGGGCGCCAAUACCGUGAUCCCCAGUUUGGAGCACUUCUGCUCGCUGUCCUAGCUGUCGCAUCCCGGCUUUCUGACGACGUCCGGGUUCUCUGCAACGGUUAUUCGCUCUUGUCCUCGGGCUGGCCAUUUUUCAGUCAAAUCCGUUCGCCACCCAUGAUACCGGGUCCCAGCGUACAUACCGUCCAGUCUUAUGCGUUGAUGGCCCUGUACUCGCUUGGGAUCUCGAUGCCCGAAUUAUCUUGGUUUUACAUUGGCUUGGCCACUCGUUUCUUGCAGCAUCGCGGCGAGCAUCAGCGCAAGCGAAAAAUGGAUCAAUUGAAUGAAUCAGAUGAGCAAUGGAACCGGGCGUUCUGGACGACAUUCAAUCUCGAUCGUGUGGUUAACUCCGUCUUCGGUCUCCCUACCGGGUUGCACCUGAAUGAAUGUGACGCCGAUCUGCCGCUCGAAAUGGACGACCAGUACUGGUCAAAAGGAUUCACACAGCCUGCAGCUGUUCCAUCGCGCCUGACGUUCUUUGCAUUGCAGGUCAGACUGAGCAUCGAUGAUGAGAUCCUCGGCGAUGCUAAUCGACUGUACACCAAGGCGAAAGCCACUCAAACUUCAGAAAUAAGAAAUGUGCAGGCUGUGAUCGAACAGCUCGACUUCGCUAUGCAAAGCUGGCUUGGAUCGGUUCCAGAGGAUUUACAGUGGAACAGCACACAUCCGGACCCGGACAGCGAAUUCUUUGACCAAGCAUGUUGCCUGCGCAUGGCAUUCCUAUAUGUGCAGUUGGUGAUUCAUCGACCGUACAUUCAUCGGGAGGAAGUAUCUGGGUCGCCGUCGCUGUCCAUCUGCAUGUCCACUGCCCGAGAUCUGAUCGAAGCAGCUGACGUUUGGAUCACAACGCGACAGCAGGCACCCGGAAUGUCAGGCAUCUUCACGCAUCAUGUGUUCUUCGCCGCGAUCAUGCUCAUCGUAACGCACAUCGGCGAUCAGCCAGACGAGAUGGCCCGGGACAGACCGUACAUCGACAAAACGCUAGGCAUCCUCGAAUUCGGUUCUGCUAGGUGGCAAUCCUCCGGCCGAUUCUGGGAUAUGAUCAGCGAGUUCAAGCACUACUUCCAGGAACCGACGCCUGAAGCCGAGAUAUCUACGACUUCUACUCAAGAUGUCGAUACCCAGACAUUCCUAUCAAGUCCCGCGUCCCGUGAUGCUCACCUUGAACCGGGUGCUUUUGUUGACUCGCAGACUCUGGAACAGAUGGUGGCCUCCGAUCCGGUGGGAUACACAUUGCCCUUCUAUGAUACCUGGAGUGAUCACGAAAUGGAUGAAUAUCAGCACCGAUCAGGCCUCGCGCAGUGGGAACAAAAUCUGAAUUCCACCCGGGACCAUUGGGACCAAAUCUGGCUCGCAUACGAGCCCAUCAACACCUCCGCUUUCUAUUAAUGACUCGUUUCCUCAAUCCUGCGCGACUUCCGAGAUGUUUAUCCGGCUCGGACGACGCCCAUAGUUAUACACCUGAUCGUGUUGCCAAGUCACAAACUUGAGUGAUCAUACCACGUGAAUUGAGCUUCAGAUUCCCAAAUCGGUGCGUGCCUGAAUAUAAGUGCGCGAAUGUAUGUGAGGUCAAUGGAUACAUUACAAAAUGGACUAUACAAAUGACUUCAAGAAAAGAUGCAACGACAACAAACGACGACAGCUCAGCCCACCACUCCCCCACACUACGAUGCGGGGGGCGGAGCCUGCGUCUGGGGCGGGCCCGUCCUCCUCAACGUCACAGGUUUGCCCUCAGCUGGUUUUAAGCGCUUGGCAAGAGACUCCGCAUCGCUCGAUGCUCCAUCAUGCGGCCGUUUCGCAGCACCGACAAGUGACAAGCCCGAUCCCUCGGCGCUUCCCUUGAUGCUCAAUUGCGCGGGAGCAGCUGCGUCGCCGCUGCCGCCGGCC